AGCGGGCCGGGGCUUGGGGCUUAUAUCUAGCUGCUUAACAAUUCCGUCAUCCAUGGCGGUAAAAAUGGUAUUUCAGAUCAUGAUUGUGCUAUUGUGUUCAAUUGAUGCAAUAUUAUUUGUACAAGCAGCGGGUUUAGCAAUUAAUAGUACUUCAUGUCAAGCAAUCUGUGGGGAUGUUAGCAUCCCGUACCCUUUUGGAAUAGGAGCUGGUUGCUACGUUGAUCACUGGUUUGAAGUAGUUUGCAAUGACUCUUUCAGCCCUCCCAAACCUUUCUUGAGUAGCUUCGGCCUGGAGGUGCUGAACAUUUCAUUAGGAGACGCUUAUAGAUCUUCACGAAGUACAGUUCGCGUCAAUUAUCCGACAUUUUCUACUUGUACUAACAGUUCAAGCAGAAAACAAAAUGUAGAGCUAGCAAACAGCUCUUUCAUCUUCUCCCAGGGAAAAAACAUAUUCGUCGUCAUGGGUUGCGAUAACUCUGCCUCAAUGAGAUCCUCGGAUGGUUCAAUUAUUGGGUGCAUGCAGUCAAGAUGUGAUUCGAGUAAAGUAGUGAUAAAUGGUAGUAGUUGCCAUGGCACUAACUGCUGCCAAACCACAAUUGCUUCAGAUCUCAAUGCGUUCGAGACAACUAUAGAUCCAAUUAGCUACCCUGCAGUCACCAAACAAUGCAAUUCUGCAUUCUUGGUAGAAGAAGAGUGGUUCUGGGAUAGUGGUUCAUUAAUAAAUAUGUCCUCCAUUAUGUCGCACGUUCCUGUGGUGUUGGAAUGGGGGAUUUUUGACACGUCAUUCUACUCACUUCCAAUAUCACUCGAAUCUUAUACCAACAAAGAGUACGAUUGUUAUGGUCAUGGUGGUCCGCGGGCGGCCUAUUUUACAUGUUAUUGCAAUUGGGGCUUUAAAGGAAAUCCCUAUGUUGUUGGAGGAUGUGGAGAUAUUAACGAAUGCGAGGAACCGGGCAGAGUCACUUAUUGUUCCAAUAAUGGAUACUGUGUAAAUACGUAUGGGUCUUACAAGUGUGGGAUAGACACCAAGAGACUGCUCACUAUAGGUAUUAGCAGUAGCUUUGGGCUAUUGGUUCUACUUGUUGGUGGAUGGUGGUCCUACAAAGUGGUGAAGAAGAGGAGGAGGAUUAAACAAAAGAACAAGUUUUUCAAACGAAAUGGUGGUUUAUUGUUACAACAACAAUUAUCUUCACAUGAAGCCAAUUUUGAGAACACCAAAUUGUUUAAUUCAAAAGAUUUAGAGAAGGCCACUGACCGUUUUAAUGUAAAUAGAAUACUUGGCCAAGGAGGACAAGGUAUUGUUUACAAAGGCAUGUUGACAGAUGGAAGAAUCGUUGCUGUGAAAAAGUCCAAGGUAAUUGAUGAAGGGAAACUUGAAGAAUUCAUUAAUGAAGUUUUCAUCCUUUCACAAAUUAACCACAGGAAUGUGGUUAAGCUAAUUGGUUGUUGUUUGGAGACAGAAGUUCCUCUUCUAGUUUAUGAAUACGUUCCUAACGGAGCUCUUUCCCAAUAUGUUAAUGGCCAAACGGAGGAGUUUCCAUUAACAUGGGAUAUGCGCUUACGAAUUGCAACAGAAGUUGCAGGAGCUCUCUUCUAUUUACACUCAGUAGCUUCCUUGCCUAUUUAUCAUCGGGACAUUAAGUCUACAAACAUACUCUUAGAUGAUAAAUUUAGAGCUAAAGUAGCUGACUUUGGGAUUUCAAGAAACAUCACUGUUGAUCAAACUCACUUAACCACACUAGUGCAUGGAACUUUUGGAUACUUGGACCCUGAAUAUUUCCAAUCAAGUCAAUUUACAGAAAAGAGUGAUGUUUAUAGUUUUGGUGUUGUCCUUGCUGAAUUGUUAACUGGCAAAAAAGUGAUUUCUUCAACAAGAACACAAGAAUCCAAAAGUUUAGCCACAUAUUUCAUUCAAUCGGUGGAGGAGAACAAUUUGUUUGAUAUCAUUGAUAGUCGAGUUUUGAAGGAAGGUAAGAGAGAAGAGAUCAUUGCGAUUGCGAACCUUGCAAAUAGGUGCCUAAACUUAAACGGAAAGAAACGACCUACAAUGAAAGAAGUUGCAAUAGAGUUGGACGUAGUUCAAAUGUUGCAAAAAGCCCCUAACCUUCAACAAAACUAUGAAGAGCUUGAAGACGUCCAAGCAAAAAUGUAUGAGCCACCGGAUGUUGUUCCCACAUCAACAAUGUCAACCUUAUUUGUAGACGCUCAACCAUUAUUAUCUUUUCAAUCAGUAUGAAUCAGUAUUUGUUUA
Messenger RNA from Alnus glutinosa, 2251 nucleotides. Its product is annotated as wall-associated receptor kinase-like 10. Bases 53 to 2236 code for a protein of 727 amino acids. The transcript has 3 exons. Lineage: Eukaryota; Viridiplantae; Streptophyta; Magnoliopsida; Fagales; Betulaceae. The record is from RefSeq and is a predicted model, not a curated record. Gene Ontology annotation, molecular function: protein serine/threonine kinase activity; ATP binding; polysaccharide binding. Gene Ontology annotation, cellular component: plasma membrane. Gene Ontology annotation, biological process: protein phosphorylation; cell surface receptor signaling pathway.